Messenger RNA from Aspergillus fischeri NRRL 181, 1197 nucleotides. Its product is annotated as putative RNA polymerase II transcription factor SIII (Elongin) subunit A. Gene Ontology annotation, cellular component: nucleus; elongin complex. Gene Ontology annotation, biological process: transcription elongation by RNA polymerase II. NCBI's taxonomy places the organism in Eukaryota, Fungi, Ascomycota, Eurotiomycetes, Eurotiales, Aspergillaceae. The transcript has 3 exons. The coding region runs from base 1 to 1197 and encodes 398 amino acids. The record is from RefSeq and is a predicted model, not a curated record.
AUGCCGCCGCCAUCGCUUUUACAGCUUUGCACCUCGACUGCCAUUAGGAACGUUAAAUAUUUGAACGACAUUGGCAAUGUUCCCUAUUCGCUUGCUCGUCCGUUCCUUCUCAAAAUCGAGAGCCCCGAGAAACUCAGAUCUCUAGAAUUGCUUUCGCCGCAUAUCAUGGAAGAGGAUGCCGAACUCUGGCUUGAUUUCAUUAAAAGGGAUAUACCAAGAUGGGACGAAUACGAUCUGCCUGAACAGCCCGAUUGCUGGUACGAUGUAUACUGCGAUCUCCAGCAACGUGUCCAAAAAGCAGUUGAGGAGGAUGCAGAGAAACUCAAGAUGGCUCUCGAUGGCAUCAACUCCGAGCGUGCCAAACAUAGCGCUAAGUUCGUCACUGACCGGCGGAUUAUUCCGCUGCCUCGAGAACGGCCAACCACGAAGCAACGGUAUGCUUCGUUUGACAGGAAGAUGGGAGGUCUUACGCCAAGAUUUGCUUCUCCAAGGGGCGGGAUGGGUUCGUCUGAUCCGCUGGGCGCACCUGUCUGGUCGUAUGAGCGACCACAGCUUCCUCGGCCGGAGAAGAAGAAGAGCAACAUCUUCAACCUGACGAAGAGAAACCCUGUCCUGGCCGUACCAACCAAGCAACUAAACAACAGAGCCAGUCGGGUUAAACAGGCUCCUCUUUCUCUGAUUGAGGAGCACCGACGACCGCCCGAGCCUGUUGUUCCUCGGCGCAACGGCCCUCCAACUUUAGUAGCACCCGGGCGAUCGAGGCUGCAGAGCACUCGGCCCUCUGAAGGGCCUGGCCAUUUUGUUGUCAGCCCGUCAUUGCGCGAAAGAGAAGCGAGGCUCCGAGCGUUGACUUCGGGGAAGCAGUCGGGCUCGUCGACCCCGAAGUCUUCUGGAAACUCGCUGGCUCCGGCUCCGGCUCCCGUGCCGUACCGGUCAUCAGCAAUGACCGCAAGCAAAAGCUUGCAGGAUCCUUUCUCCUCAUCCUCGACUCAAGGAUCGUCUGAUUCUCCCCCGGCGGGCCGGUUACAGGGUACGAAUGAGACGGCCACUGCUGAGAGCGCCAAAUCAUCUCUGCUGGAGGCGAUUCCCGACCCCGACAACUCAGGGGCCCCUCCCGCUCAACCGCCGCGCGCAGUCAUGCGGAAGAGACCAGCACCGAGUCUGUUCAUCCAGCCAAAGAAGAAAAAGGUCAAUUGA